This is a messenger RNA of Vigna angularis (adzuki bean), 4049 nucleotides long. RefSeq names its product RNA polymerase II C-terminal domain phosphatase-like 1. NCBI's taxonomy places the organism in Eukaryota, Viridiplantae, Streptophyta, Magnoliopsida, Fabales, Fabaceae. The coding region runs from base 508 to 3372 and encodes 954 amino acids. Gene Ontology annotation, molecular function: RNA polymerase II CTD heptapeptide repeat phosphatase activity. The record is from RefSeq and is a predicted model, not a curated record. The transcript is spliced from 17 exons.
GGCUUAUGCAUUAGGAACCCCAAGUACAGUUUUUGACCUUUCGUUUUCCGGAUCUAGGGUUUCCCUCUGUGAUCAUCAUCAUCUUCCACGCGCACACCCAUCAUCAAACCCUAGCUACCACCGAAACAAUCGCAUUUCUCACGCGUAAAGAAACCUUUUGCCGGCCUCUGCGUCGGAGAUUCACGAUCCACACACCCCAGCCAGAGUCGCGAUUCGAUUUUUUGGAAUAUUAUUUUUUAUCUACCAUCACCUUCAAUCACGGAUCUAAAACUUUCUCCUGAAACAAAAUGCCCUAAUUUUCAUUUUUGUGUUAUUUUAUAUGUACAUUCCCUUUCUGGUAAUGCAAAAAUCAGACGAAUCUUUAAAGCGUUGUUGACACGGCCAUGAUGACGGUGAUGAUGAUGAUGUUGAUGAAUACUUUUUCCCUUACUUACACGGAAUCUUGACAGAAUUUUCAUAGACUUUUGUGUGUUGUGGUGAUUUGAUUUGAAGGAACAAAAAAAGAGAAUGUAUAAAUCGGUGGUGUACCAGGGGGAGUUGGUGUUGGGUGAGGUAGAGGUAUACCCGGAAGAGAACAACUACAAGAACUUCCAUUUGAAGGAAAUCAGAAUAAGCCACUUCUCGCAACCAAGUGAGAGGUGUCCCCCACUUGCUGUGCUUCACACUGUUACCUCAUGUGGUGUUUGCUUCAAAAUGGAGUCAAAGACUCAGCAGCAGGACGGCCUCUUUCAAUUGCACUCCUUGUGUAUCAGAGAGAACAAGACUGCUGUAAUUCCACUAGGUGGGGAAGAAAUACAUUUGGUUGCUAUGCAUUCACGAAAUGAUGAUAGACCAUGCUUUUGGGGAUUUAUUGUUGCUUUGGGACUUUAUGAUUCAUGCCUCGUUAUGCUAAAUCUUAGAUGUUUGGGUAUAGUGUUUGAUCUGGAUGAAACACUUAUCGUAGCAAACACAAUGCGGUCAUUUGAGGAUAGAAUUGAUGCACUCCAGAGAAAAAUAAAUUCUGAGGUAGAUCCACAACGAAUUUCUGGCAUGCAGGCAGAGGUCAAGCGGUACUUAGAUGAUAAGAAUAUAUUGAAGCAAUAUGCUGAAAAUGAUCAGGUUGUUGAUAAUGGGAGAGUGAUAAAAGUUCAAUCUGAGAUUGUCCCGGCAUUAUCUGACAAUCAUCAGCCUAUAGUUCGGCCACUUAUACGGUUACAUGAUAAGAACAUUAUUUUGACACGCAUCAAUCCACAGAUUCGAGAUACAAGUGUUCUUGUGAGGUUGAGACCUGCAUGGGAAGAUCUUCGGAGCUACCUGACUGCAAGAGGGCGCAAGCGUUUUGAGGUUUAUGUGUGCACGAUGGCUGAAAGGGACUAUGCACUAGAAAUGUGGAGACUUCUUGAUCCAGAUUCAAAUUUGAUAAAUUCUAAAGAACUGUUAGGUCGCAUUGUAUGUGUUAAGUCUGGUUUGAAGAAGUCAUUGUUUAAUGUCUUCCAAGAUGGUUUAUGCCAUCCAAAGAUGGCGUUGGUAAUUGAUGAUCGCUUGAAAGUGUGGGAUGAGAAGGAUCAACCUCGAGUGCAUGUUGUCCCUGCAUUUGCUCCAUAUUAUGCUCCUCAAGCGGAAGCAAGCAAUACUAUCCCUGUCCUGUGUGUUGCAAGAAAUGUUGCUUGCAAUGUUAGGGGUGGCUUCUUUAAAGAUUUUGAUGAUGGUCUUUUACAAAAGAUUCCUCAAGUUGCCUAUGAAGAUGAUAUCAAAGAUAUACCUACUCCUCCUGAUGUGAGCAAUUAUCUAGUCUCAGAGGAUGAUGGUUCUAGUGCCAUUUCCAAUGGAAACAGAGAUCCAUUCUUGCUUGAUGGCAUGGCAGAUGCUGAGGUAGAAAGAAAAUUGAAGGAUGCACUAUCAGCAGCUUCAACUAUACCUGUGACAACUGCUAACCUAGACCCCAGACUCACUUCUCUUCAGUACACAAUGUCUUCUGGUUCAGUUCCUCCUCCAACAGCACAGGCAUCUAUGAUGCCAUUUACCCAUGUACAGUUUCCUCAACCUGCAGCACUAGUAAAGCCAAUGGGUCAAGCUGCCCCUUCUGAAUCUAGCUUGCAUGGCUCUCCUGCCAGAGAAGAAGGUGAAGUACCUGAAUCAGAAUUAGAUCCAGAUACAAGGCGAAGGCUUCUCAUAUUGCAACAUGGACAAGAUACCAGGGAUCAUGCAUCCACUGAGCCUACGUACCCUAUCAGACAUCCCAUGCCAGUCUCUGCACCUCGUGUGUCAUCACGAGGGGGUUGGUUUCCUGCAGAAGAGGAUAUUGGUUCGCAGCCACUAAACCGGGUAGUAUCUAAGGAAUUUUCGGUAGAUUCUGGUCCAUUGGGUAUUGAAAAGCACCGGCCUCAUCAUCCAUCCUUUUUCUCUAAGGUUGAAAGUUCCAUUUCAUCUGAUAGAAUUCUCCAUGAUAGCCACCAAAGAUUACCAAAGGAGAUGUAUCAUAGAGAUGAUCGCCCAAGAUCAAACCAUAUGCUCUCAAGUUAUCGAUCUUUAUCUGGUGAUGAACUCCCUUUUAGUAGAUCAUCUUCCAGCCACAGGGAUCUUGACACUGAAUCUGGCAAUUCUGUUUUUCAUGCGGAUACUCCAGUUGUAGUGUUACAGGAAAUUGCACUGAAGUGUGGAACUAAGGUGGAAUUUAUGUCAUCUUUGGUUGCAAGUGCAGAACUACAGUUCUCCAUCGAGGCAUGGUUUUCUGGAAAAAAAAUUGGUCAUGGAUUUGGAAGAACUAGAAAGGAAGCCCAACAUAAGGCUGCUGAGGAUUCUAUCAAGCAUCUGGCGGAUAUAUAUUUGUCUAGUGCUAAGGAUGAGCCUGGUUCUACAUAUGGGGAUGUGGGUGGGUUUCCUAAUUCAAAUGACAAUGGUUACAUGGUUAUCGCCAGCUCUCUUAGUAAUCAGUCAUUGCCUAAAGAGGAUUCAGCUUCCUUUUUAACUGCAUCUGAUCCAUCAAGGGUUUUAGAUCCUAGGUUGGAGGUCUCUAAGAGGCCAAUGGGUUCAAUCUCUGCCCUAAAAGAAUUGUGCAUGAUCGAGGGUCUUGGUGUCAAUUUUCUAUCUGCACCUGCUCCAGUGUCAACAAAUUCACUUCAGAAAGACGAAGUACAUGCACAGGUCGAAAUAGAUGGCAAGGUCUUUGGUAAAGGUAUCGGAUUAACAUGGGAUGAAGCUAAAAUGCAGGCUGCCGAGAAGGCACUAGGAAGUCUAAGGUCAAAGCUUGGCCAAAGCAUUCAGAAACGUCAGAGCUCUCCCAGGUCACAUCAAGGAUUUUCAAAUAAACGUUUGAAGCAAGAAUACCCUAGAACAAUGCAGCGGAUUCCCUCUUCAACUCGAUAUCCCAGGAAUGCUCCACCAAUUCCUUGAAAAGAGUACUGGACUUAGAUCCUGAUAUGACUGUUGUUGGGGCAUGUGUAUAUGUUACUGAUUCAACAAUACGGAGAAUGGUUGUUGGGUUGGACCAUUUCCAUUUAAGUGGGUGCUUGGCCUCAGUCAUUAUGAUACUGAGCCCAAAGCCAAAAUAGAAGGCCCACUUUUUGUACCAAUAGAAGUUCCUCACUGAAGUGGGGUGCUAUACUGGUCAAAGAUGUUGUAAGAGUCUCUCAUCUUGGUCCCUCCCAACUCCCAAGCAAUGCAGUAUUGGUUGUGUAUCCUGGAAAUGCUAUGAGACCGGUUUCACAAGACGAGAUGAUGAGGCAAGUCCGAUGGUCACUUGCAUUUCUGUGGUUUAUAUACAUGAUGCAGCAUACUCAGACAGAGUAGUAACCUUAUUGAAAUUGAGAAUUGAUUCACCUUUUUUCUAACUGAAGUAAUGGUACAAUGAUUUAGUACAGGUCUUCUUUUUUUCUUUUCUUAAUGCAUGGAAGUCGGUUUUCGCUAACCUAUCCGGCUAAUAGUUUUUCAUUGCACUAAUUCUGUCACCAUUCGCUCCUCCGAGGAUUCUGUUAUUUGCGGAGUCUGAGGUUGGCGAAUUUGCAUAGUAUUGUAACUCACUGACGAUGUAAUACACAAUUGUGAUUAUCUGUGAAUUUUAUUCCCACUCA